Molecule: messenger RNA, 6684 nt
Organism: Lasiodiplodia theobromae
Lineage: Eukaryota; Fungi; Ascomycota; Dothideomycetes; Botryosphaeriales; Botryosphaeriaceae
Product: Pre-mRNA splicing helicase
Exons: 1
Coding region: 1-6684 (2227 amino acids)
Cellular component (GO): nucleus
Molecular function (GO): nucleic acid binding; ATP binding
Source: RefSeq, a predicted model, not a curated record
AUGGCGCAGGAUCCGAACAGGCUUGCGCAGUUCAAAUAUGCGGCCAUGUCCAACCUGGUCCUCCAGGCGGACCGGCGCUUCGUGACACGGCGAGGCGACGACGCCACGGGCGACCCGGAGUCGCUGGCCGGCCGCAUUAGCAUCAAGGAGAUGGGCGGGCGCGUGGCCCGCGACAGCGCGCCGACGGACAAGAAGAAGAAGAAGCAAGGCGGGCUGGCCGACAUCGAGCGCGGCGACAUCCACGAGGGCGAGGACGUGCUGGAGCGCGAGCAGAAGAAGCGCAAGCGCGGCGAGCCGCAGCAGCUGCGCGGCACUGGCAUCCUGAGCCAGGCGGACCUGCUCGUUGAAGACCUGCGCUACCGGCCGCGCACCCCCGCCACCAGGUCCACGUACGAGCUAAUCACAACCAUCGUCGGAAGGCAUCUGGGCGACGUGCCGAACCACGUCGUGCGCAGCGCCGCGGACGCGGUGCUGGAGUACCUGAAGGAUGAGAAUCUCAAGGACUUCGACAGGAAAAGGGAGAUCGACGACAUUCUCGGGUCGACCAUGGGCUCGAAAGAGUUCAACGAGCUCGUCAACCUGGGCAAGAAGAUCACCGACUACGACGCCCAAGACGACGACGAGGAAAUGGGCGACGCGGCGGACGGGGCUGCGGGCGCAGAGCUGGAUGAGAAGCAGGGUGUCGCGGUCGUUUUCGAUGAGGAUGACGAUGAUGAGGAGGCGGGCCAGACGUUUGAGGUUCGGGACGAGAAUGAUACCUCGGAUGAAGAGGAAGGAGAUUUCGCCGAACGGCAAGGCGCUGAGGGUGCUACGGCUGCUGGCGGCGGUAUACUUGCCGACGACGAGGACGGCGACAACCUUGGAGGCGAGGAGGAGAUGAUUAUCGACGGUGGCAUGGACGCAUCCGCGGCGGAAAAGAAGGGCGCGGAUAGGCCGAUUCCGGCGCACGAAAUCGACGCAUAUUGGUUACAGCGCCAGAUCGGACAAAUAUACGAGGACGCGCACAUCCAGCAGGAGAAGACUCAAGAGGCAUUGCAAAUACUGUCUGGAGAAACCGAGGACGACGAGGAGAAACCGCUCCGUGAGAUUGAGAACGACCUUAUGGAGCUUUUCGACUGGGAGCACCACGAGCUCGUUGCGAAGCUCGUUUCUAACCGGGAUAAGGUUGUCUGGGUCACCAGGUGGCGAAAGGUCGAAGACGAUGCCAGCGCGCGGGGAGCCAUUGAGAGGGAAAUGAUUGCCGCCGGUCACAGGAAGAUCUUGAACGAGCUACGGACAAGAGAAGACGCCCCGACGGAUGCGCCUGCAUCGAAGAAGAUGAAGGUCGAGCUCAUGGACAUUGACGUUCCUAAGGCAGAGGAGAAGCCGGACGCUGCAAAGGAUGGCGGAUUGGUCGGCGGUCUCCAGCCCAGGAGGCUGAUAAACCUGGAGAACCUGGUCUUUGAGCAGGGUAACCACCUUAUGACCAACCCGAACGUCAAGCUGCCCCAAGGUUCAACGAAGCGGACCUUCAAGGGCUACGAGGAAAUCCAUGUUCCAGCACCGAAGCCUAGGAGAGACCCGAACGAUGCGCCGGACUUGCCUGUCAGUGAACUUCCCGAAUGGGCACGAGUUGGUUUUGGUACCUCGAAGAGUCUUAACAGGAUCCAAACACGAUGCUACCCCACAGCUUUCAAGGACGACGGCAACAUGUUGAUUUGCGCGCCUACCGGUUCCGGAAAGACGAACGUUGCCAUGUUGACCAUGCUCCGUGAGAUUGGCAAACACAGGAACCCGGAGACUGGUGAGAUCAACUUGGAUGAGUUCAAGAUCAUCUACAUCGCCCCUCUCAAGGCUCUGGUGCAAGAACAAGUCGGAAACUUCGGAAAGAGGCUUGAGCCAUAUGGCAUCAAGGUUUCUGAGCUUACAGGUGAUCGUCAACUUACCAAGCAGCAGAUUGCGGAUACCCAGGUGAUUGUCACGACCCCUGAGAAGUGGGAUGUCAUUACUCGAAAAGCCACCGACACGAGCUACACAAACUUGGUGCGGUUGAUUUGUAUCGACGAGAUUCACUUGCUGCAUGAUGAUCGUGGUCCCGUCCUGGAGAGCAUCGUCAGCAGAACCAUCCGCCGCCAGGAGCAAACCGGUGAUCCCGUGCGCAUCAUUGGUCUUUCUGCCACCCUUCCUAACUACCGUGACGUUGCCAGCUUCCUGCGGGUUGAUCCUGUCAAAGGCCUCUUCCACUUUGACGGAACUUUCAGGCCUUGCCCGCUGAAGCAGGAGUUCAUCGGUGUCACCGACAAGAAGGCCAUCAAGCAGCUGAAGACGAUGAAUGACGUCUGCUACACGAAGGUUCUGGAACAAGUUGGGCAGCAGGACAACCAAAUGCUCAUUUUCGUCCAUUCGCGAAAGGAAACUGCGAAAACCGCCAAGUACAUUCGCGACAAGGCGUUGGAGAUGGAGACGAUCGGACAGAUCAUUCGCAGUGAUGCAGCCAGCCGGGAGAUUCUGCGGUCAGAAUCUGAUGGUGUACAGAACGCGGACCUGAAGGAUGUGAUGCCUUACGGCUUUGGUAUCCACCACGCUGGUAUGAGUCGUGCUGACCGUACCUCUGUGGAAGAUCUCUUCGCCGACGGUUCUCUUCGCGUAUUGGUUUGCACUGCUACGCUGGCCUGGGGUGUCAAUCUUCCUGCUCACACAGUCAUCAUCAAGGGCACCCAGAUCUAUUCGCCUGAGAAGGGUAGCUGGGUUGAGCUUAGUCCGCAGGACGUGUUGCAGAUGCUUGGUCGUGCCGGUCGUCCGCAGUAUGAUACAUACGGUGAAGGUAUUAUCAUCACGACACAAUCCGAGCUACAGUACUACCUGUCACUCAUGAACCAGCAACUUCCCAUUGAGUCGCAAUUCAUGAGCAGACUAGCAGACAACCUCAACGCUGAAAUCGUCCUCGGCAACGUUCGGACGCGGGACGAGGCUGUCGAAUGGCUCGGCUACACUUACCUGUAUGUCCGUAUGCUCCGGUCGCCGGGUCUUUACAGCGUCGGCGCCGAGUACGAGGACGACGAGGCUUUGGAACAGAAGCGAGUCGAUCUCAUCCACUCGGCCGCUACUGUAUUGGAAAAGUCGAACCUCGUCAAAUAUGACAAGAAGAGCGGCAAGUUGACGUCUACAGAGCUCGGUCGUGUUGCUUCGCAUUACUACAUUACCCACAGCUCCAUGGCCACAUACAACAUGCACAUCCAGCCGAACAUCUCUACUAUCGAACUUUUCCGCGUCUUCGCACUCAGUGACGAAUUCAAGUACAUCCCCGUUCGUCAGGAUGAAAAGCUUGAACUCGCCAAGCUUCUCGGACGUGUCCCCAUUCCCGUCAAGGAGAGCAUCGAGGAACCCCAUGCCAAGAUCAACGUCCUGCUGCAGGCCUACAUCUCGCGUCUCAAGCUUGAGGGUCUGGCUUUGAUGGCUGAUCUCGUCUACGUCACCCAGUCUGCCGGUCGUAUCCUGAGGGCAAUCUUCGAGAUCUGCCUGAAGAAGGGCUGGGCCCACGUCGCGAAAACGGCAUUGGACUUGUGCAAGAUGGCCGAGAAGCGCAUGUGGCCCACGAUGACGCCUCUCCGCCAGUUCUCCAAUUGCCCUCGUGAUAUUGUGCAGAAGGCUGAACGUAUCGAUGUGCCCUGGUCAAGCUACUUCGACCUUGAUCCCCCGCGUAUGGGUGAGCUUAUGGGUCUCCCUCGUGCUGGCCGUACUGUGUGUGCGCUUGUCGAGAAGUUUCCUCGCCUGGAGAUCCAGGCCCAUGUCCAGCCAAUGACGCGGUCCAUGCUCCGCAUGGAGUUGACCAUCACUCCAAACUUCGUGUGGGACGAGACUUUGCAUGGCAACGCCGAGAGCUUCUGGAUCAUAGUUGAGGACUGUGAUGGUGAGGAAAUCCUCUUCCACGACCAGUUCCUCCUGCGUCGCGAAUACGCCACUUCGGAGAUGAACGAGCACCUUGUUGAGUUCACCGUCCCCAUUACGGAGCCGAUGCCUCCCCACUACUUCAUCACCGUUGUAUCCGACCGUUGGAUGCAUUCAGAGACCAAGAUCGCCGUGUCCUUCCAGAAGCUGAUCCUCCCGGAGAAGUUCCCUGCGCAUACCCAGCUUCUGGACAUGCAGCCUCUGCCUGUCGCUGCUCUCAAGAGGCCCGAUUUUACUGGACUGUACCCUAAAUGGGAACGCUUCAACAAGGUGCAGACCCAGACCUUCCCUGCUCUCUUCCAGCAGGACGACAACGUCUUCGUCGGCGCGUCGACCGGCAUGGGCAAGACCGUGUGCGCUGAGUUUGCCCUGUUGCGGCAUUGGGCCAAGCAGGAGGGCGGCAAGGCAGUCUAUGUCGCUCCAUUCCAGGAGUUGGUCAACAACAGAUAUAAAGACUGGAAAGAGCGUCUAGCAAAUGUCGCCGGUGGCAAGGAAAUCGUCAAACUUGUCGGCGACACCUCUGACCUUCAAUUGGCGCAACAGGGUGAUCUCAUCCUCGCAACCCCGCAGCAGUGGGAUCUCGUCUCGCGUCAAUGGCAGCGUCGUAAGUACGUUCAGGCAACCCAGCUCUUCAUUGCCGAUGAUUUGCACAUGCUUGGCGGACAGGGUGGCUUCGUCUACGAGACGGUCGUGUCGAGGAUGCACGCAAUGACGCUGCAGCUGGAGUCCGACAUGCGUAUCAUCGGCCUGAGCGUUUCGCUUUCGAACGCUCGUGACAUCGGCGAGUGGAUUGGAGCUACCAAGCACACCAUUUUCAACUUCGCCCCUGGCGUUCGGGCCGUGCCGUUGGAACUCCACAUCCAGUCUUUUACCAUCCCACAUUUCCCGUCGCUCAUGCUUGCCAUGGCCAAGCCUGCCUACCAGGCGGUGCUGCAGAUGUCGCCUGAUAAGCCUGCGAUGAUCUUCGUGCCGAGCCGCAAGCAGGUCAGGAAUACCGCUCUCGAUCUCAUUGCUGCCUGUGUUGCCGACGACGACGAAGAUCGCUUCCUGCACGCUUCCAUCGAGGAGAUGCAGCCUGUCUUGGAGAAGAUCAAUGAGCCUGCUCUGGCUGAGUCCCUCUCACACGGUAUCGGUUACUACCACGAGGCUCUGUCGGCCUUCGACAAGCGGGCGGUCGAGCACUUCUUCCGGGUCGGUGCCAUCCAAGUUCUCCUCGUAUCGCGUGACUGCUGCUGGGAGAUCAACGUCAACGCUCACUUGGUCAUCGUUAUGAACACGCAGUUCUUCGAGGGUAGGGAGCAUCGCUACAUCGACUAUCCGAUUAGCGAAAUCCUGCAAAUGUUUGGCAAGGCUGGGCGUCCGGGCCAAGAAAAGCUCAGCAAGGGUGUCCUGAUGGUGCCCGCUGUCAAGCGGGAGUACUACAAGAAGUUCUUGAAUGAGGCUCUUCCGAUUGAGUCGCACCUUCAGGUCUUCCUUCACGACGCGUUUGUCUCCGAGAUCAGCACCCGCAUGAUAUCGUCCACUCAGGAUGCUGUUGACUGGUCGACUUACACCUAUUUCUACCGCCGCCUUCUUGCAAACCCGAGCUACUACGGCCUCACAGAUACUUCGCAUGAAGGUCUUAGCGCUCACUUGUCAGAAUUGGUUGAGAGCACCCUGAAGGACCUCGUCGACGCCAAGAUCAUUGAGCUGGAUGAAGACGACGACUCGAUCACACCGCUUAACCCCGCCAUGAUUGCCGCUUACUACAACAUCUCCUUCAUCACCAUGCAGACCUUCCUGCUUUCGCUCAAUGGGCGCACAAAGCUCAAGGGCAUCCUCGAGAUUAUCACCUCGGCGACAGAGUUCGAAGGCAUCCAAAUCCGGAGGCACGAAGAUCACGUCCUGCGUCGGGUGUACGACCGCCUGCCGGUAAAGAUGGCGGACGCGUCGUACGAGUCACCACACUUCAAGGCGUUCGUCCUCCUGCAGGCGCACUUCUCUCGCAUGCAGCUCCCAGUCGAUCUGGUCAAGGACCAGGACACAAUACUGAAGAAGGUGCUCCCGCUGCUGCAAGGCUGCGUCGACGUGCUCUCGUCCGAGGGCCACCUCAACGCCAUGAACGCAAUGGAGAUUUCGCAGAUGGUGGUGCAGGCCAUGUGGGACCGCGACAGCCCGCUCAAGCAGAUCCCGCACUUUGACAACCAGCUAGUCAAGGAGGCCAACGCGGUUGGCGUCCAAGACGUGUCGGACUUCAUCGACGCCAUGGACCCGGAGGCGCCCAACAACAAGGAGCUCGUGAAGCGGCUCGACUUCUCGGGCGCGCAGCUGGCCGACGCGGCGCGCUUCGUCAACGAGUUCUACCCAGACCUGUCGGUCGAGUUCGACGUGCUCGACCCCGACGACAUCGCCGCCGGUUCGCCCGCGUACCUCAGCAUCACGGUCACGCGCGAGACGGACGAAGAAGAGGAAGAGGAGGCGCCAAAGAACGCCCCGAGGGCGGUGCAUGCGCCCUUCUUCCCCUCCGACAAGACCGAGUGGUGGUGGCUCGUCGUCGGCGAGGAGAGCACCAAGAGCUUGCUCGCCAUCAAGCGCGUCCAGGUCCAGCGCGAGCUCAAGACUAAGCUGGAAUACGUGGUCCCCACGCCGGGCGAACACGAGCUUACGCUGUACCUGAUGAGCGACAGCUACGUGGGCGUGGACCAGGCGCCGACUUUCAAGGUCAGCGUGGCGGAGGGUAUGGAGGAGGACGACGAGGAGGAAGAGGAUGAGGAGUAG